AUGAAUGCAGUUCAACCUAACGUCAUUCCUCUCUGCAAGCAGUGGUCACAUUGUGUUUGUUUUUUGAAACGUGCAGAGACGACGUCGUUGCAACCCGGAUCAAGUGUACCCUAUUUUGGCGCCAAAGACGACGCCAUUGCAAUAAAGAAGAAGCUUGCUGGGUGGAUCCCUGAUGGGCAGCUUUGCCCCACUGUUCCUAAUAGAUCUAAUUACAUCCAUUGGAUAGAAGAUCUUUUUUCAUCAGAAAUUAUACCUAAAGUUCAAUCAUAUGACAAUACUGUGAAGGGUUUUGAUAUUGGAACUGGAGCAAAUUGCAUUUACCCGCUACUUGGUGCAUCUCUACUUGGUUUGAGGUUUGUUGGUUCCGAUUUUACUGAUGCAGCUUUAGAGUGGGCAGAGAGAAAUGUCAAAAGUAAUCCUCAUAUUUCCGAAUUGAUCGAAAUUAGAAAUGUUGCUACUCAGGAUUCAUCUGCUGAUGAAGUUCUUAAUGGACCAAUGAUCAAUUGUAAACAAGAUGUAGAUGAUAGUAAUGCCAAGCCGGUAGGUAUUAAACCACUUUCAUGUCCACAUGAAGUGCAAAUGAAUAUGAGUAAGAAUUAUCAUGGUCCACCUAUUCUUGUGGGUGUUGUCAAGGAAGGGGAGAAUUUUGACUUUUGCAUGUGCAACCCUCCAUUCUUUGAGACGAUAGAGGAAGCAGGACAAAAUCCAAAGACUUCUUGUGCUGGAACUACAGAAGAGAUGGUUUGUCCUGGAGGAGAGCAGGCUUUUAUAACCCGCAUGAUUGAUGAUAGUGUUAAGCUCAGGCAGUCUUUUCGGUGGUACACGUCUAUGAUUGGAAGAAAAGCAAACAUGAAAGUUCUGGAAUCAAAACUUUGGGAGGUUGGAGCAACAGUUGUGAAGACAACUGAGUUUGUUCAAGGCCAGACAUGUCGACGGGGACUUGCUUGGUCUUUUGUGCUUCCCACAAAGAAGUCAAUACCCCACCAGAUUUCUGAGAAGAGUAAUUUGUCUUUCAUGCUUGAGAUAAUGUUCCCCAAGGAGCAUUCUGAUGUCAUUUUGAAGUCACUUGAGACACAGAAUGUAAACGAUGCUGACUAUCCAAACGAGUUGGAUUGUUCCAGUAGUCAAAUAAACAACCUGCACUUUCGUGUUUCGGUUUUCAGCAGAUGCCAGGGACACUUUUAGUGAGAGGAUCAUUGCAGAAGAAAGACAGAUCAACAAGCUCAGG
Messenger RNA from Ipomoea triloba (trilobed morning glory), 1228 nucleotides. Its product is annotated as ribosomal RNA large subunit methyltransferase F-like. The record is from RefSeq and is a predicted model, not a curated record. NCBI's taxonomy places the organism in Eukaryota, Viridiplantae, Streptophyta, Magnoliopsida, Solanales, Convolvulaceae. The coding region runs from base 1 to 1185 and encodes 394 amino acids. The transcript is spliced from 7 exons. Gene Ontology annotation, cellular component: nucleus. Gene Ontology annotation, molecular function: 23S rRNA (adenine(1618)-N(6))-methyltransferase activity. Gene Ontology annotation, biological process: rRNA base methylation.